AGGCAUGUGUCUGUGUCGGUAGAUCGGUAGUGUCUUGUGUUCAAUCAUAGAAUUAAAUUAUUCUGUGGUUCAAUCCAACUUGGUUUACUUCCUUCAUUCUUUGCACGCAACGGUAUUUUAUUUACUUUUCUUUUCUUUUGUCGAAGUCGCCUUCAUGGCUGAAAUUUUACCCGAACUCCAUGAUGAUCCUGGUUCUGCUGAAGAACCUCCAAAUCAUCAAGAAAUCAUAUCUGAUGGAAUUGCCUCUGAUACUCAAGUCAAGCAUGAGGCAUGUGUCGAUGAGUCUAAGGUCCUUAACACCCAUGAAGCCGAUGUGAAAAAUAACAUGUGCGAUGAGGAAAGAACAAAUGUGAAAGCCUCAUCACAACCCAAUGAAGUGUCAGAAGAACGCAAUCCCUUUGCAUACCUGGAGCGGGAUAAUUUUACAGCUGAAAAGUUCAAACUCAUGAUCAGGAACCUGCCAAAAUACUACGGUAUUAAUGAAUUCAAGAAACUGAUGUCGCAUAAACUGAAAUUAAACCCAAGUAAGCUUAAACCACCAAAAAAUAACAGACGAAACAUGGGUUCCCCGUGGAUGUAUGUUUGUUUUAGAUCAGAUGAGGACAGGCAGAAAGCAUUGGAGGUUCUCAAUAACUUUGAGUGGAAGAAGAAAACCCUGUCUGCACAGCUGGCAGAUGCAUGUCCAGACCCUCUUGUAAAGAGGAGACUAGAAGAAGACCAAGAGGCUAAUCCUAAAAAGCCAAAACUUGCCUUUGAAUCCCAGGAUGAAGCGCUAAAGCACAGUGUGGUCCCCUUAUGUAAUUUACCUUAUGAGAAACAAGUACAAUCUAAAGAAGACAAAGCAAGAGAAAUCUUACGGAACAUCAGCACUCAGCUAUCCUUUGCAAACAAAGAUCUAACUGAUCAUUUGAAGGAACAAAAGGAAAAGUUCAAUGGUAUGCCUUGUGAAUUUUUGGGUGUUCGAACUGCUCAUGAUCGUCUGGAAGGAUAUCGUAACAAGUGUGAAUUUACAAUAGGUCUCGAUGAAAAUAAACGAAAAACAGUUGGUUUUCGUUUAGGAACCUACGCUCAAGGAACUAAAUUAGUGGCACCAAUUCCUCCUGAUUUGGUGAAUGUUCCUGAGGAAAUAAAACAAGCUGUUUGGCUUUUUGAAAAAUAUGUUCAAAAUUCAUCAUUGGAUAUAUAUGAUCCAGAACAUCAUUCUGGCCAUUGGCGCAUGCUUACAGUGCGGAAGAGUUUUGCCAUGAAUCAGUUGAUGCUGAUAGUUCAGGUGGAUCCACAAAGUCUCUCGGAGGAUGAGAUUUUAAAACUUCAAACUGACCUUGUGGACUAUUUUACUAUUGGUGAAGGCAAAUCUUGCAAUCCUACCAGCAUCUAUUUUCAGACUCAUUGUGCCAGGGAGGAUCGCAAAAACAAGAAGUCAUCCUACAAACUUAUCUACGGAGAAAGCGUCAUCCUUGAAAAAUUGCGAGGGUUGACCUUUGAAAUUUCACCGGAUUCUUUUUUUCAAGUAAAUGUCGCUGGAGCUGAGCUUUUGUACGAAGCUGUUGGAGAUUUAGCCCAAGUCAAUCCGUCCACCUCUGUCUUAGAUGUAUGUUGUGGAGCAGGAACAAUAGGCUUGUCUUUGGCUCAGAAUGCUAAAUGGAUAUUUGGUCUAGACAUCGACACAGAUGCGAUAGAAGAUGCAACAAGAAAUGGGAAGCGGAAUAAUGUCUCCAACUGCUCAUUUUUUUCCGGACGAGCAGAACAAAUCCUGUCAUCUGUGCUUAUGAGAGGCCCUGAUAAACAUGAGGAUAUAGUUGCAAUUGUUGACCCCCCGCGGGCCGGAUUGCAUCGAGACGCGGUAGCAAUGUUGAGAAAAACAGAAAAGUUGAACAAACUGGUCUAUUUGUCUUGCAACCCAACUGCGAAAUCAGUGAUGGAAAACUUUGUGGCUCUUUGCCGUCCACCCUCGAAAACACUACAAAAUAAUCCAUUCUUUCCUCGGAGAGCUGUUGUUGUUGAUAUGUUUCCGCAUACUCCUCAUUUUGAACUUGUUGUUUAUUUUGAACGACUUGACGACUCAACGCUUUUGAUGAACGAAAAUAACCUUACAGCCAAUCUUGAAUCCUGAAGUUAACAGGGUUUAAAUAACUGUACUUAGGUUUGCUUUGAAGAAUUUAUCAUUUUAAAGUCUUCCAUACAAUACUUCAUCCGAGAAAGAAUUUUUGAUUGAACAGCGCCACCAAAAGAAAUAUGUGCUCUGAAAGUAAUUGAUCAGAGCUCACUGGAAGAUUUUUUGGUACAAGCAACCAGUAAAAACUUAGCUCCAAAUCAUCAACAGCGACAACUAGAGAUCCAACAGAUCUAAGGCAAGAGCGUUCUUAUGUGGGAAUCGAUGGAGAACUACCUAUAAAUUGGCUGAUCAAUGAGAGGAAACCCUUUGGGAGUCAGAAAGGUUCCAUUGACUAGUACAUUUUGUUUGUAUUUUUUUAUGGUUGUCUUUGUAAAUAGAUAUUUUUGUUUUUAAGAUGGA
This is a messenger RNA of Bemisia tabaci, 2515 nucleotides long. Its product is annotated as tRNA (uracil-5-)-methyltransferase homolog A. NCBI's taxonomy places the organism in Eukaryota, Metazoa, Arthropoda, Insecta, Hemiptera, Aleyrodidae. Gene Ontology annotation, biological process: RNA processing. The record is from RefSeq and is a predicted model, not a curated record. Gene Ontology annotation, molecular function: RNA methyltransferase activity; RNA binding.